Messenger RNA from Closterium sp. Yama58-4, 2538 nucleotides. The record is from the annotation of a GenBank genome assembly. NCBI's taxonomy places the organism in Eukaryota, Viridiplantae, Streptophyta, Zygnematophyceae, Desmidiales, Closteriaceae.
AUGUCCUCGCGAUUAAGCUUCACCAUCAAUAAGGUGUUUCACAACCAUGGUGGCAAGAAGAAAACGAGAGGAGAGGCGUCGGACAGCAUCAAUCGCAGCCACAGCUCCGAGAAAUCUCAGAAUGCCGUUCCCUACGCCGGAACGCCAAUUCCACAACACGUGGCCGUGGCGGCGGCGCAGGACCUGCGCCCAGAUUCUCCGCUGCGCCUAGGCUCACCGUCGAUUGCGGCGAUUGGUGAGGCCACGCUUAAGAAGAUCGUGAAGCGCGCGUUCUACGGCGAGGGGUCAGGCGCGCCGCCGGGGAGGCUGAAGGAGGUCCCGACAGAGAUGCUGGCGUUCGAAAUCGGCAGCAUCAUGCGGCGCAUGCUCGAAAUCUACGACUCCAUGGCGGAAAAGAUGCUCUCGUCGCUGCGCUCCAACCUUCAGGCUCCGGGAGUGGUCACGCUCAUUUCCAAUGACCUUCGGGUGCUCUGGGGCCUCGCAGGGUACGAGAAGCACGAGGAGCUGCGCGUGGUGGCGGCGCGCGUGGCGGUGCUGGGGCGCAAGGGCGCGGACGUGCGGCUGCGGCGGCUGGAGCGCGUGUUGGCGCACCUGGACUCGCCCGACGCCAACUACAAGGACUUCGCCGUCUCCUCCGCCGAGGGCGAGGUGCUCCUCAGGUUCAUGCGCGAGCAGGCGGAGGCGACCAACACGCUCAAGGCGGAGAUGGAAGCCAUUCAGCUGCUGCACUCCCGCAUUCAGGAGUACGGGGAGUGGAAUUCGCUGCAGGAGAUGGUGACUCAGGGCAAGCUGGUGGAGAAGCUGCAGGGCCACUGCCUCUGGGCCUACAACCUCGACUACCUCGUGCAGCUGCUGGUGGUGGCGGCGUGCUACGUGCGCAAGAAGAUCUUCGCGUCGUUCGGCCACGGCAUGUGCCCCGCGCGCAUCCGCGCAGCAUCGCUGGGCGAGGCGGGGCUGGCGCUGCACUACGCAAACGUGGUGGUGCUGCUGGAGAGGAUCAUCCAGCAGCCCGACGCCGUGCUCGGCCCCACGCGCGACGAGCUCUACGACAUGCUACCGCGCUCCAUCCAGUACCUGCUGCGCGUGCAGCUGCAGGACCCGCUCAACUUCACGGCGGACGGGCGCGUGGAGGCGAACCUGAAGCGCGGGCUGCUGCUGCUGCCCACCAUGGCGCACAACACCAUUCACUGGCACUCCCUGCACACGCCCGGCGCCGCUCUUGACUUCGGCGAAAUGGUCUUCCAAGUGCAGACGUUCUACUACGCGAAUCGCGAGGCGGUGAACGCGACGCUGGUGGACGUGCUGCUGGGGCUGUGCCGCAUCUGCGGCGUGGAGGCGCCCAUCGGCAGCAUCUCCCUGCACGCGCCCGCCACCGCCGACUACUCGCUCGCGCUCGCGCGCUCCCAGGAGGAGGACGAGCGCGGCUUCCGCCGGCAGUGGGGCAUGGAGGCGCGCGAGGAGGACUGGUUCGGUGGGCAGGUCUUCAAGGUCGCGGACGAGCGCCGCGCGCCGCGCAGGGACGCCGCGCAGGGGGGUGCGCAGCAGGGCGCGCACGCUGGGGGGUUCGCGGAGGGCGGGGGAUACGGGGGAGGCGGGUACGGUGGUGGGAGCGAGGGGCAGUUCAGCGGGGACGGGUACGGCGAGCAGGGCGGGCAGUGGCAGGUGCAGGGCGGGGGGAUGGACGGCAGGGGGGACGGACGAGCAGCAGCGGCGGCAGGGAGCAUGGGAGGGGGGGCGUUUGCGCGGGUGCGGGUGGGGCAGGAGGAGGGUCGGGGGGCGUCAAUGGAGCGGCGCAGCGGCAGCUGGGUGUCGGACGCGUCCACGGACGACAACACCACCUUCGGCGCCUCCUCGCCCUCCCUCUCGCUCUCCGAGGCCGGCAGCGCCUCCAGCGCCAAGCCCACGCGCGGGCGCUCCUCGCGCCUGUCGCGGGAUCCGUCGCUGUCCACGGACGGCCCCUCCACGCCCUCCAGCCUCGCCUCUGACCACAACGGCUAUGCUGCCGAGGGCCCGGGCGCAGGGGAUGGUGGGGGUGGGGGCAGGGGUGGGCAAGGUGCAGCAGCCCCGCCGGCGGGGAGGAAAGCGAGCCGCACGUCCAGCCGUAAGGGCAGCAGCGGUAGCAAUAACGGCUCUGAUCGCCCCUCCACUCCGCCCAUUGCCGGCGUCGGUGUCAUCAUCGCCGUCUCCCUCGUCCGUGCCGCGGCAGGUGAGCGCGGACGCCCUGUCGGUGGGGUCCAACGACAGCGACGGCCGUUGGUCCUCGUCGCUCUCGCGCCGCUCCUCUCGCUGGGCGGGCGUGGUGGGCUUUGGCAAGUCCAAGUCGUCCCGCCUGCCCGAGGGGCCCCGCCCAUGCCGCCACCGCCCGCGGUGGUUGGGGGGGCGCAGGAGAGCGUGGCGGGCAGCAGCGUGGAGGAGGGGGGGGCGGUGGCGGGGGAGAAUCCGUACGACGACCCGGCGUUUGCGGGGCUGGACACACCGACGCUGCGCAAGGCGAUGCAGAGCGGCGGGCUGGUGGGGUGCUUCACGGGGGGAGCUUAA